AUGCCGAGAACACAAGCUACGCAACGCGAUCAUUAUAAACCGACUAGCCCGGGAAAAGUCUCAAGUCAAUCAAUCGACUUUGAAAACAAUCAGAGUAUUAUAUUAACUAAAUUGAACAAGGAACUCCAGGAAUUUCCUGAUCGUUUUCCUAAAAUAAUUAGCCCAUUACCACCUGUUGAUGAUAAUAAGACAGAUCAAUGGCAAGAACGAUUGCGACAGGCAAAGGAAGCUCAGACUGGAGAACGUGUGUCUCUCAUUCCUUAUUAUGUUCAAGAUUCACAUUGGAUUGGAGUGAUAUUGAAAUUUCACUUCAGUGGACUACAAUGCGCUGAAUUUAUUGAUCCAGUAGUGAAUUCAUCUUUUGAUCCGAGCAAGUCGCAGGAGCAAUUUUCUAACACUUUCCCCGGUGUUACUUUAAAAUCAAGAACUCUCAAGACAACUGAUGAUCCAAAACAAAGUGCAGAACGAACGGUUGAAAAUCUAUUAACAGCAGCUGCAGAAAUUCAUUCUGCGGAUGUAAAAAGUUUAAGCACGGUGAAUUCAUGUAAAAAGAUCAUCGAUGAUCGUAAUUUAGGCACAACUAAUUCGUCUGAUGAACAACGAAGUAUUUCAACGGCAACUCUUUCUCAAGGUAACAUUGAAGAACAACCUGAUAAAAACUAUCCAAUACACAAUAAAUCAGAAGAUUCGAUAUUUACAGGUAAGUCUGAUUCAACAGUGAAAGUAUCACCUACGGAACAGCCGAUAGUUCAGGAACCAAACCAGUGUAUAUAUCAUGAUAUCAAUGGACACAAAGCACAUUUUGAAUUAUAUGAAGUAUUAGCAAGCCAGUUAAAACGCAGCUUAGCAGCACAUGAAAUAGAUAAUGAGCAAGAACUACAGAAUCAAAUAACAACAAGGAAAGAACUUAUUCUGUCACUCGAAAAGGAAGGAAAACAUAUAAGCGCUCAGAGGAGAAAAGAUUCGUUAU
This is a messenger RNA of Rotaria socialis, 970 nucleotides long. The record is from the annotation of a GenBank genome assembly. Lineage: Eukaryota; Metazoa; Rotifera; Eurotatoria; Philodinida; Philodinidae.